AUGGCAACCCUUUCAAUACUGCUCUUCGCUGCCACGGCAUUGGCACAGGGUACAAAGUAUGGCGAAAACCAUGUCGUGACCCAGUUUGACUCGCAGAUUGUUGAGCAGAGGGCGUUCCCGGCGCCUAAUGUCACCCUGUACAGUCCUGCGUUCGCGGCGAAUGCGUCUUUCACUCCUGGGUGGACUGAGGGUAUUGAGGGCGCGACCAGCCAAGCAGAUCUGGAUGCAUCUCUGCAAGACUUCGCACAGAAGAACGCAGCUUGGGCGACAUACAGCAACGCCGAUUUCUUGAGUGAGGAGGGCAAGUUCUUCCCAUAUGUCCGUCUUGCGAGCUCUUCGAAUUCAUUGAGCAAAGUCCGGGUCUGGAUUCAGGGAUCUGUACACGGGAACGAGCCAGCUGGCGAUGAAGCCACUCUUGCACUGCUGGGUGCGAUGGACGCCGACCCGACCUGGGCUGCUGGGUUCCUCGAAAAGCUUGAGAUCAUCAUUCUGCCGCGCUACAACCCAGAUGGCAAUGCGUACUUCCAGCGUACUUUGGCGACCAACUUCGACCCCAACCGCGAUCACACUAAGCUCGUACGUCAGCAGACACGGGAUAUCAAGCAAUGGUUCAGUACCUUCGCUCCGCACAUCGCCGUCGACAUGCACGAGUAUAGCGCACGCUCCAGGUAUGCUGGCAACUACAGCAAUGCUGCAGACGGCAUGUACAGUGCUGCGAAGAAUUUGAAUAUCCACCCAGCGAUCCGUGAGCUUGCUGAGACUGUCUUCGCACCCGCAAUUGGUGCAUCCCUCGAGUCCAAGGGUCUGCGUGGUGCGCCCUACAUGACUGCUUCUCAGUCAGCCAACCCAGUUCGCUUCGAGGAGGCCGGUACUGACGCAAAGAUUGGCCGCAACGCCAUGGGUCUGACGCAGUCGAUCACUUUUCUUUUCGAGACACGAGGUAUCGGAAUUGCCAACCAGUCAUUCAAACGCCGAACUCUUGGUGGGCUGCAGAUGAUUCUUGGUGUACUCGAGACAGCCCGCGAUCAGGCAGAGGAGGUAUACAGCACGAUUGAAGGAGCCAUCAAGGAGGUGAUCGCACGCCAGGAGCCCAUCGUGGUCACGGAUUACACCACCUACUCGAACCGCACUUGGACCAUGGUCGACACUCGCAAUGGCGAUGUUGUGAAGGUCCCCGUCGAAUUCGCCUCGACAACACCGGCGUUGCCGAACAAGACCGUUGCAAGGCCGGAGGGUUAUGUCAUUCCACGCGCAUGGUUCGAUCUUGCCGAGCGUCUUCGAGUUUCCGGUCUCGAAGUUGAGACUUUGCAAGAGGGCUUCAAGGGCGAAGUCGAAGUGUACAACAUCACCUCCUCAAGCCUUGCCCGCUCUUACUACGAAGGUGCGAUCCUGAACAAAGUGACUACCGACACAUUGACUCAGGACGUGACACUUCCGUCUGGGAGCUUUUUCGUGAAAAGCGCGCAGAAGAAUGCAGGUCUUGCUUUCGUUGCGCUAGAACCAGAGAAUAUCGACUCGUAUGUAAGCUUCGGUAUCGUGCCUUUGGAGGUUGGAGAUCUGUACCCAGUGUUCAGAAAGCUAUGA
Macroventuria anomochaeta is the source of this 1584-nucleotide messenger RNA. Its product is annotated as Zn-dependent exopeptidase. Gene Ontology annotation, biological process: proteolysis. The transcript has 2 exons. Gene Ontology annotation, molecular function: metallocarboxypeptidase activity; zinc ion binding. The record is from RefSeq and is a predicted model, not a curated record. Lineage: Eukaryota; Fungi; Ascomycota; Dothideomycetes; Pleosporales; Didymellaceae. Bases 1 to 1584 code for a protein of 527 amino acids.